Messenger RNA from Cricetulus griseus (Chinese hamster), 1753 nucleotides. Lineage: Eukaryota; Metazoa; Chordata; Mammalia; Rodentia; Cricetidae. The record is from RefSeq and is a predicted model, not a curated record.
UAGGCCACCACACUCAUUUGUUCAUGUGGGGUCUGACUCACAUGUGAGCAUGUCCUUCGAGCAAAAAUAAAGGGGAGGGGAGCAUGCACAUUGGAAAGGCUGUGACUGCUCUCUGAAGGGAAGGAAGCUCUCAAUGGUGUGGUGGGUUACGGUCACCCAGGAGUCCUGUCUAGCCCAAGAAGAUUCUAGCCAUGUCAAGAAGGGAAAGGAAAGCCACUGAAAGUGCUGGCAAGCCCACAAAGCUGGAUCCAAAUCUCAUAUCAGAUGACACCCAGAAGCCAGGUGCAGUCAUCCCAGUGCACCAAGAAGUCAUUGAUCUCAGUAAUGAGGACAUUACUUCCUCUGGAACAGAAGGGCAACAAGCCAGGAAGGAAAUACAGGAUUUGUUUGAAGAAUUUGAAGAGCCCAUUAAGAACUUUCUUGAAGGAAACAGAGAAAGAUUCACGGCGAUCAUCGCCUCGUCUUUCGAAACCAUGGAGCAGAAAGUUGAGGAUGUUCUAAAAAGCCAGUGUGAACAGAGGCAGAAACUGUAUCAAGACUAUUCUCUUCAGAUUAUGAAUUUGAGUAGGAAGUUAUCCAUGGAUGCAGAUCAAGUCAAGAAGCAUGCAGAAAAACUCUCUAGUAUGUUUAAGGAGCAACGGAAAUUUAUUCAUCAAACUCUGAUUCUUCAGAAGAAGAGAAUGGAAGAAUUUAAAUCACUGUGUGAACAAUACCUGGAGAAACUUGAGACCCUGAGGGAUUCCCGGGGAAAUUCUGUGGCUGAAGAGCUGAGACAUCUAAUAGCCACCUUGGAAAUAAAACUUCUGAUGGUGGAUGGCCAGCAAGAGAGUGCUGCUGCUGCUCAACAGUCUCUCCUGGAUCUGUUAUUCUCAUAAUGCUUUGAAGAAACAAAAGUUGAUACAAGAGGAGUUUGCUGGCUGAAGCUGCUUGAUGUUUGCAGCUUCAACAACUGUAUCUUCUUGUGUUCUCCUGUUCCUAAAGAUGUUCCUUUCUGUUAAAAUGCAAAUAAACCCAAGGAUUUGUGUGACUGCACUCCAAAGAUGGCUGUAGGAAGCCCCAGGUAGUAAUGGAGAGUUUUUCUUGGUAGCAUCCAAAUUAACGGUUAGCAGUGCAUCGAUACAGUGGGGUCUUGUACCUCAGCAUCACUUUCCCAAAUUAGAAGGCCCAAGAGUGGUCCAUCCUUGUCACCUUUAGAGAAUUAGUUAAAGAAUACACACUCUUGCCAUUACAUUCUGCUGUUAAAUCUGUUCCGUCAUUGAGCCUAUGGCAUGGAACUUUCCAAAGGCAAUGUGUCCUGUAUACUUUAAAAGACUGUGCUCCAGAGUUACUUAAAUUGGUAGAAUCCAUUGAACGUCCCGAGUAAGAAAGAUGUGAGUAAUGUGACACGAGUUUGUGAAAAGUCACUUUCAGAGAACAUUUACAAGGUCUUUCAAUUAAAUGUGGUCUGCUAUCUAAUGCCAUCUGCCUGUCACAUUAACAGUUGAUCCUUAGCAUGUAUACAGCUCAGUCCCUCAUAGCUUAUGUAUUUUAUCCUUUGUAUGGAUAGGAGUAACUGAAAAUGUUUUGUUUUUCAAUUGUAUUGUGCAUGUUGUAUGUGAACGUCAAUGAUAUACAAGGUCGUAUGUACACUUAAAGCUCUUGUUCUGUGAUUUCCUAGAUAUAGAUAUGGAUAUGGUUAUGGAUAUUGAUCUACCUGCCAUGGGAAAUCUUUACUUGGAAACAUUUGAUUUAAUAAACAUGAAAUUGUUUCAGA